AUGGCCGCGGACCCAGCUGCACAACGUGCAUAUCUUCAGGCUAAUGUGGAUGCAGACUUUGUGUUCCUUCUUGAGGAGCAUGGGGUCGAUCUGGCACUUCAGUUUGCUAUCGGUCAACAUUACAAGAGCAUUCGCACUUUUGCUGCUUUCGCCGAUGAUCGUGGUGCAGCACGUACUGCGAUUACAGCCGAUUUCGCUAUCAGGCCUGAGAGCGCUGCGGAUCGAGCUAGGAUGGCAUGCAUCAUCACUGCUUGGGAAGCUUCCAAGAUGAUUCGAGAGGAGGAAGCCAAGCUUCGUGCUGAGGCUAAGGUUUUGGGUGUUCAGAAGCCACUCGCCUCUUCGGAUCGCGCGGCCAUGCGGGUCGCCCUGGAAGCUGUUCGAGGCUACACCGUGCCGGAGUCCGAGGAGCCGGCGCCUGAGUACUUGGCACACAAGCUUGAACAGAUUGAGAAUGGCGAGCCCACUGCCAGCUAUCUUGAUGAAGUUAUCUCUCGAAAAGAGUCCAACUCGCUUCAACUUCAGACUUCCUUGGACAAUCAGGGCCGGCUUCGGGUCAUGCGACAGAAGCCAAAAGGUCGCCUUCCGCAGAAUACGGAGGAGCUGCGGGCGAAGCUUCGUCUCGAGGCCUCCACUUGGGUCAUGCUCUCAGCCAAGUGUCGCGGUCGUGCAUAUUUGCAGGGGCUGCAGCUGUCACACUUUGAUCGUUUCCUUGAGUUCCUGUUGGGUGACAAGUGUUACAGCAUGCAAUGGCCCCGCAAGGGCAAGGACGGCAAAGGGGAAAAAGGCGGCAAGGACGGCAAGGGUGGCAAGGACGGCAAAGGGGGCAAGUCCACUGGCAAGAUUCAGGUCGGGGAGUCCUGGUAUGAGUUGGUGGCCAAGACUCCGGAUGGUCGUGAGCUUUGUUAUGCCUACAAUAUCAAGCGUGGAUGUCAGGUCAAGGGAUGCCAGCGCGUCCACGCGUGUCGCGUGAAGGGCUGCCAGGGCAACCAUCCGGCAUAUCAACACGGCGCGCAAGGUCCGUCUCGCAAAUCGGAUGUUCGUGGCUCCCUGGAGGCGCUUUGCAAGGCACAGAGUAUCACUUUGGUAAUGUCAGAAAUUGACAUCUGCCGCGAUCCCAAGCUAGACCUUUUGGAUCCUGCCAUCGCCGAUCGAUGUUUGCAGGAGGUUAAGAACUCUGAGUGGGAUGUGGUCUUGGUGACCCCACCCUGUGGGACCUUUUCGCGGGCUCGGUGUGUACAGCCGGGUCCUCGGCCACUGCGAUCACGUCUUUAUCCUCGGGGCUUUCCUUGGCUAUCCGAUUCUCACCGAGCUCUUGUUGAACAUGGCAACCAGCUUGUUUCUUUUGCCUUUGACAUCUGCACAAAUGCGCUUUCGAAUUCAGUACCUUUCCUACUUGAGCAUCCUGAAGAUCUGGGGCUCACUUCCAACGGUCAUGCUCCGGCUUCCAUUUGGCAGCUACCGGAGGCCGUUGCUCUUUUCAAGCAUGAGAAUGUCAUCACUUUCGCAGUAUACCAAUGCCAAUAUGGGGCGUUUUCGCCCAAGCCCACACGUUUUCUGUCUUCUAUUCCGGUUACUUCUCGAAUGCCCUUCACUGGGCCGCCUCGGUUUGACGCUUCAGAUCGAUACCUCGGCCCUUUGCCGAAAUACUGUGGUCAUCGGCAUCAGCAAAAACUGCUCGGGCCUGCCGCUACUUCCGCGGCUGCAGCUUACCCGGACGAUUUGUGCAGAACCAUUGCUGAAUGGUGUUUCUCCGUCUUCGAUGGGGGGGGAACACUGGCUGCAUUGGCUCCUACACUGGUGCUGGGACCGGGUUUUCAGUUUCCAGCGAGGGAGGUGGAGGCUGGCUCGGGCGCUUCCCCUGCGGAGCGACUUGCUGCAGAAUGCUUGAGGAGCGGGACAAUUUCGCACGGGCAACUUCUGCGCAUCUCUGAAUUGCUGCCGGAUGAAGACAGAGUUCGACAGACUUCUAAGGUGAUCGAAGGUCAGCGAUCGUUCACUGCAGGAGCCUUUGUUCACUCUGACAAGGUUGGCAUCAGGCGAAAGCGAAAGCGGGACCACUGCGAGACCACGACCGCAGGGGAUGCUGGCGACGAUGGGAAGGAGAUUGAGGACCUACCUUAUAGUGAGCUGAAAUCUGGCUGUGAGGGACCGCCCUUGGUGGGCGAGUUUGCAGGGGCGACUGACGAGUUUGUGGACGGCUUCGGUAGAUGCUCGCCGGGGCGUUGGAAACCUAUCUGCCGGGGGCGCCACAUGUCUCCUGCCGCCACUUCCUUUGCACAACAGCUUAAAGAUCGUGUUCGAAAGUUUGUUCUUGAAAACGUGCCUGAUCUGGCAAAAGCGACUUUUCGUCUGGCGACGGGGCAUUGGAAUGGUCCCUUGUUCGCUCCGGAGGCAAUGGACAAACUUCGCGAGGACUGGUUCUGCAUGCUGCCGGAUCCUGCACGAGCAAGGGAGCUGAUUCCUCAUCAGCCAUUCUACUUGAGGGCAAUGGCACAGACCCUAAAAAUCUUGGAGGAUCCCGACUACCGCAUCAUCGAGGAGGGCAAGUUCUGCUUCGUGAAUGGUGUGGAGGUCGGACACACUGCGCCAUUGGGGCCGGUCCCUCAAGUCUUCAGAGCUCGUCGAAAGGAUCAGAAAUACGAUGAGUCCGACUGGCAACCGCUGAUGGAUAAUUAUCGGGACGGCCCUGAGGUUGCAAAAUCGCUUGAGGAAGCAUUUGCAAAAGAAGAGGCAGAAGGCCGUAUGUUCCCACUCUCUCUUUCAGAGGCCCGGGCCCGCUAUCCGGGGGCGGCACUUCGUAUUGCAGCGCAGGCGGUGAUUCCGAAACCUGACCAAGAUUUUCGUGUGGUCCAUGAUGGGACCCACGGGGUCCACGUUAACAAUGAGAUUGUUAUGCUGGACCGUCUUGAAUCGCCAGGGGCUAGGGAAGUGUCCGCGAUCCAAAAGCUGGGCAGCGUGUCUGAUGAGAAAGUCCUCUUCGGUCUCGUGGGGGACGUGAAAAAGGCGCACAGGCGCUACUUGCACCAUCCCGACCAUUGGGGGGUGCUCUCCUGCAGAACGAGGAGCGAUUCCUCUGUGGUCUGGGUCAAUCGCACUGGGACUUUCGGAAUUGCUUCAGCGGCUUAUUGGUUUGCGCGGAUCAUCGGUCUCGUGGGCAGGCUUUCCCUCAGAGUUCUCCUUCAGUCAUUCCUCUUCAUGCUCAUUUAUGCCGAUGAUCUACACGUGCUCAGCGGGGGACCCGAUCGCUGGCUCAAUCUCUGGAUGUCCCUUGCGCUACUAUGCCUUCAGGGGACCCCCUUCUCAGAACGAAAGUGGCGUGGGGGACUGCAACUUGAUUGGGUCGGUUAUUGGAUUGAUUAUGGACGCUUCAAGCUGGGAAUAUCUGAAAGGAGGUGCCAUUGGAUCAUCAGUGGCAUCGAAUCCAUGGAGGGAAACGGCUGGCUUGUGGAUGUCCGACGAUUUCAUGAGCUUCACGGGAGACUCGGUUUCAUGUCCCAGUCUUAG
Molecule: messenger RNA, 3504 nt
Organism: Symbiodinium sp. CCMP2592
Lineage: Eukaryota; Dinophyceae; Suessiales; Symbiodiniaceae
Source: the annotation of a GenBank genome assembly